GAUUCAAGUGCCCUGUAUGUUCAAAAUUUGUAUCUUCUGAUGAAAUGGAUUUACAUCUUGUGAUGUGCUUGACAAAACCAAGGAUAACCUACAAUGAGGACGUGCUGAGUAAAGAUGCUGGGGAGUGUGCAAUAUGCCUGGAAGAGCUGCAGCAAGGAGAUACUAUAGCACGGCUGCCUUGCCUCUGCAUAUAUCAUAAAGGCUGCAUAGAUGAAUGGUUUGAAGUAAAUAGAUCUUGCCCUGAGCAUCCGUCGGAUUAAGAGAAGAUUCAUGUUUUUAGCUGCUUCCACUGAUCGGACGACGUAGGAGAUGGAGGUUCCCUCGCUGAACACAGCGCGCCUGGCUUGAGACUCACGGUUCGUUGUGGCUGCAAAAGGCAAAUAUGGACAGGGACACGGGAUAAGCGUUGCGGAGCCCAGCUACUUGCCAGUAGUGCUCAGAUACCAAACACUCAUGCAAAGGACACACAGGGAUUUUGAAAAUGCUGCACAUUCUGUAACAAUCUACUCCCCACAGACAUUACUGUUGCUAUUUUGUACUGGAAGGCCAAAGUUCCUCAUUUCAGCCUAACUUCUGGCUCUGUGAAGAAGCAGAUUAUUGGACACGUUUCCCAGCGCCACGCGGGGCAGCGGAGAUGUUCGAUACGCGCGGUCUGAGACCCAUGCAGGAGGACGGCCCCGGUUUGAGAGGGAACAUUUUCACCUUCUUACUGGCUCAAGAAGAGUAAAUGGUGAACUGAAUAUAACAUAACCUAACAGUGUGACCUUAUUUACUGAAAUCACACCCUCUUGUAUGUUCUUCACUUUUUUUGAGAACAGCAAACAUAAACUUCUCUGCGUAGGAAUACUAUAUUUCCAAGUUUUGUAACUGAACCUUUGUCACAAUGCAGUCCAAAGAGUAAAACCAAGACAGGUAACUAAUUUAUAUUGAUCUAGCUGUAGGGAUUGUUGAAAUCUGUACGUUGUAUUGCUAUUUAAGUAACUAAAACUUCUCUUUUACUGCUUGUGAGUAAAACCGAUAAAAAGAAAUGCAGCAAAGCAAAAUCUUACAGCUAUGCAAUUUUUUUUUUAAUAGGAAAAAAAAAGAAGAAUUACGAAUUUUAAGUGCUGCCAGUUAAGGUAAUUUGUUUAACGGGUAUUUUUUUAAGAAACUGUUUCAGGUAAUUAUUUUAUUGUACUACUCUCAUCUCCAGGCUGCCUCCUGAGGUAUAAAUGAAUAACUGCAAAUGUGGGCACAGCAAGUGGUUUUUGUAGGCAUAGGUGAGGUAACAUUGAGGUGGGAUUUGGAUUUAAUUUUUAAAAUACUUACGUGCAAGCGUUUUUUGUUGUUUUAGUAUUUUUUUUCAUGGCAGGAUCUGUAGUAGUUUGCAUCUUAAUCAUUGGUCUCUUCAUGUGAAGACUGGCAUUU
Molecule: messenger RNA, 1407 nt
Organism: Tinamus guttatus (white-throated tinamou)
Lineage: Eukaryota; Metazoa; Chordata; Aves; Tinamiformes; Tinamidae
Source: RefSeq, a predicted model, not a curated record